GAGGUGCAGUGAGCUCAGGCCGUCACGUGACCCGGAGGCUGCGGCAGCUUCUCGUAUAAAUCAGAAAGCAGCAAAGAGCAGUGUGAGUCCUGAGUGCGGGCCGGAUCACUCACACUCACUGAGCCACCAUGGCGGGAGCUAUCAUAGAGAACAUGAGCACCAAGAAGCUGUGCCUGGUGGGGGGCGUCCUGCUGCUCUUCCAAGUGCUGGCAUUCCUGGUCGGGGGGCUGAUCGGUGAGCAAACUUUCUCCCCUCCCCCCAACUUUCCCCCAGAGCCCCCAACUCACUGCCAGAACUGCCCCCAGAAUGGACCCCCAGCCCUGAGCUCUUUAACCCUUUCUUACCCAUCCCUGAGUCUGUGUGUGAGGGGCUGAACGGGUUAAACGGGUAAGUGCUUUGAAUUGGGAGCUAACCGAAAUUAAUAGGGAGGGGGGUCAUAAUUGCCCCUCCCUCCAAAUCUGUCCUUCUGCCCCCCCUCUUUAACUCCAUCAUGGAUGAUUCACUCCCUCCCCCUUUAUUUAAUUCCAGAAAUGUUUCAAACUUCCCAUCAUUUGGGGGAUUUAAACUCCCACUUUUCCAGCAUAGAAUACAAUCAGAGUUUGGCUUAUUGUAAAAUCUAAUAUUCAGAAAUCUGUAUCAGAAUUGCCUGGGUUGUAUCAGAAUUGCCUAGGUUGUAUCAGAAUGUCUCUGUUCUCAGACUUCUGUUUAGAACGUUCUGUAAUCGAUGUCCAGGUUACUUCAUGCUCUCAGUGGGAGAUAAUCCAGAGGUUUCAGUCCAUGUGUGACCCCCUAAUACUCGGAGAUCUGAUCCUAAAAUGUCUUUAGAAAUCCCUGCAGGAAUAUUUGCAGUCUAUCACAUAGUUACACUUCUUUGUAUCUUGGUUCUUCACACCUCUUCCCAAACAUGUCCUUUUGAAGUCCCAUUCCCUCCAGCCUUUGUUUACUACAUCCUGCUUGUAAUCUUCAAAUAGUUCAGUGAAUACAGCACUCUGUGGUUACUUGGUCUCUAGCAAUCAUAUUUGUCUCUUUUAAUUGAACUUUUUAAUUUCAAACAUAACAAUGGCCAUUAAUACGAUACUUUACUGAAAGACUUGACUCAGUUCAGGAAGCUUUUAUUAUGCUGGAAUUCGGAAAUGGUUUAAUUAACCCUGAAGCUAUUACACAGGAAAGAACAAAAAUAAAAGGGGUUUACUAACUAACCUGUGACUUGUAACAACUCCACCUCUGGCAAAAUAAAGACUAAAAUUCAAGCAGUGGCAAUUGCUGUUUUGGAGCAUUUUUUUUAUUAUUAUUAUUAUUAACUUAUUUUUUAAAUAAACUAUUUUAAUUUAAAAAAAAUUGGCCUAAAUUUUUCUGUUGACAUUUAUUUUUGAGUACAGCAUAAUGAAUAACCUCCAAAUAUUCUGAUUAUCGGCAAACCAAUUUUCUUGGGCACAGAAUUCCUAAGUCUUUUAUUUUUUUUUAUUUUUUUUCUUGACUCCUUUUUAAAAUGUAUUUAAAUAGUUUUUUUUUUUUUGUCAAAACCUUUUAAAAGAAAAAAUAUAUUUUUGCACAGUUUCAGUUUUUGUGCCACAAGGAAAACCUGUACAGAUUGUGUUGUAUGUUAAAGGGACACUCUAUACAAUCUACAUGUGUUGUAAUAUUUAUAUAUUUUGUUUCCUUUUCUCUUGGUAUGUGAGCGAGAUCUCUAUCUCUUUAUUUAUUUUUAUCUCAUUUUGAGAUCGAUGUGGCAAUACUGAUCUGUAUUCAUAUUCUUCCUGAUGGGAUGUUUUAAAGGUUUGCGUCUUUCGUUUGAUUUAGAUGUUGUUCCAUAGUGCGAUCAGGCUAAGCGAAUCUGCUGGAUCUAAUGGAAUUUACUGUCGUUGCAGAGUACGGGAUUAGCAAGAUGCCAGCUAUUGUGACUGUGUCUCCCAUCAGUGAGAUUGAGUCUUGGCAAAUUUACAGCUGGAGUAACAGCAGUUGCUUAUCCAUUUUGCAGGGUUCCUUUGCAAAAAGCGAGACAGCUGGGUUUAUCUUUUUAAUUUCCCUUACUUUGCAAUGUGUCUUAAAACCAAUCUUACUAUAUAUUUCCCCUUUAAAUCAUUAGUAAUGUGGGUUUAAAAAAAAUAUAUAUAUAUAUAUAUAUAUAUAUAUAUAUAUAUAUAUAUAUAUAUAUAUAUAUAUAUAUAUAUAUAUAUAAUAUUUUUUGAUUAUGUAGUUUCUUAAUUUCUGUUUUUUUUAUGUACUUGUGGAGAAACCGUGGGUGGUGGGGUGAUAUUUACUAUGAAAAGUGCUGUGUAUUUUAAGACCAGAGGCAGCAUUGAUUUACAAUGGACAGAUCACGUUAGGCAAAUUGAGUUUGACAUUGUAGCCAAUACAAUAGGAAAGCAACGACCAUUGGUAUAUUGAGUUUUGGAUUUUAGUGAAGUGUUUGACACUGUUCCGCUCAGUUACCUCAUCCAUGAACUGCGCAUGUUGUUGUCUGAUCUAAAAUGUAAUUGUGUGGAUCAUAUAUUCUAGAAAGUGCAACUGUAGAAGUUGCUAGUGUUGCACAUCUAUCCUUCUAUUUUUAUUUAUUAUACUGCAAACAUUAAGGAGAUAUGAUACUGGCAGAGGCACCAAUGACUACAAUAUCGAUGGGUUAACCGCGUGAUACGUUUGAUCACUGGACCUUAUUAGAAUCCUAACUUACUACUUGAAUGGUCUGUGUUGCUGAUUAAAUUAUAGGCAAUUAUGUUUACUUUAGUGCAAAGGUUUCUUUACUAAACACUGAAUUGCAGUGAAUAAAAAAUGAAUUGCAAUACUUGGGCAAAAAUGGAGUUGGACUUGUUUUUGCAGUUUGUUCGAGUCACUGUUCCAUAAAUCACCCAGUAAACACUUGAGAAGACCAAAAAUCUAAAAGUGGCACACCAGCACUCAAACAUUAAGCUAGAGUUACUCUAAGUGUGGAGACCACACUCCAAAUUUAAUGGAGACCACUUUGAUACUGGGAGUCUAAAGUGUCUUGCAAAUUGUAUGUUAAUGGAAUACUCUAACCACCAUAACUAAUACAGCUCAUUGUAGCAGUUAUAGUUCUCUCAAUCUUUUAGAUCCCGUGGUUUGUGGUGGGUGGUGUUGUGUUUUUUUUUAAAGUAAGAUUUAGCAAAUGGUUUAGGGUAGAAAAUGGCAAUUUCUAUCUCAAUACCUGACAUGGUGCCCAGUCCCAUGGUAGAGGUGUCUUGUGAGGUCUGGAAAAGUACAAAUCUACCCAUCUUCUAAUUUGAGGGGACAAGUGUAUAAAACUUGUACAUUACAAUUCUUAGAGAACCUUGUUUGAACUUUCAGGUAUUUCAUAUGACUUAAACAUAGAUUUGAAGAAGACUUACCCCAAAAAAAAAAAAAAAAACACAUUGCAUCAUAAGGCAGGAAUGUGUUAAGGUUGGGCUGAAUACCUUAUUUUACAUUUACCUGCUCUGUGCACUGCACGACAACUUUGCAAACCUCUGUCUGUGUAUAUUUUGUUUUUACAUUCUGGUUUGCAAAUUCAGGGUGCGUCUAUUUUUGACGUACAUUUUUAUAGGACAAGGGCUUAUGGAUUCUAGUGGGUUCAGAGAGCUGUACAAUGCAUUACUAAGCAAUUUGUUGUACCAUACCAUCUUGGUUACACAUGGUUAAAGCCAGACACUUGUGGCUGUUUUCAGACAUGAAAAGUUAUUUAACUAUGAGUCUGGCAUUCUAGGAUGGCCCUGGGGCAUGUGAAACUUAACUCAUGGAGAACCAGAGUUUGGUGAUGAUGAGGGCCAUGCUUGUCUUAAUUAACUCUCUGUAUACCCUAGUGCCACUUAUCUUGGUUUCAGAAUCCAAUAUCGUUUUCCACGUACAGUUGAUACUUUUUGUUGUGUUGUUUGUUUUAUGUAUAUGAAACCAGGGGGCUGCACUCACCUGAACAUGCAUAAAUGGGGUGCUGGUGGGGUCAAUCUAUACAAUACACAAGAUCCAGCGCACUCACCUAUCCACUAAACAGCAACUUCAGUGAUGACAGAUUUUUUUUAUUUUUUUUAACACCUAAUCUAGGCAAAAUAAUGGGGGUUUAGUUACAUUAUAUGAUCAUACAUUGCAUAAGCCUGCCACAACGUCAAUGUACCCCAUCUUUGGCAGGUCCUACACUAACAGCCUAAUGUCUGCUCUUAGGAGAUUAACCCACUUACUUGGGGGGGGGGAAUUCCAUCUGGGGCUCUCUGCAGUAGAAGGCUAAAUAGGCCCUGGGAUGUUUGCAUGUAAUUUUAAGUUCACAAUGACUCCUGAGUUUAGUAAAUCCAUGGAUUUCGCUAUUUAUUUUUUAAAUUUUUUCCGUGUUCUAAUUGGGUUUGUGUAACAAUAUCCCAUCUUCUUCUUUUGAGCUAAUGACCGCUCCGUCAUGGAAUGCUUUUAUGUGCUGUGUGUGUGAGAGUCUGGCCUCUGAUUCAGUUUCCUGGGUCUAGCUAAGCCCACACGUUGAAACUUGUAUCUCUGGCGCUGCUCUCCUAAACUGGAAGUAAAUUAUCCCACCCCCACCCAGCAUGUAAAUAAAAAGCAGACCUGUACCGUUUAACUCAUUUAGUGCUGAAUUGGUUCUUGUACAAUGGGGAUUUUUUUUUAUUUUUUUUAUUUUAUUACGGUAUAUUAAAACUUGUGGUAUAGUGUAUGUGUGCACUCACCUAAACAUGCUUAAAUGGGGUACUGCUGGGGGACAAUAAGUACAGUAAAAAUGAAAAUCCAGCGCACUCCCUUAUCUACUAAACAGCUACUUUGGUGCUGAUUUUGAUAGUUUUAGUAAAAACACCUAAUUUUUUUUAUUUUUUAUUUUUUUUUUUUACUGUAUUUUUGACCAGGGUUGCAAUCAAACCUUCAAAGUUUUGAAUAUUUUGUUUAUUUACCGCUAACAUACUGGUCAAAAUAAUCUCUUCACUUUUGUGUAGGAUGGGGGGAAAAAAGUGAAACUAAUGUAUAGAAUGUCUUUAAUCUAAAUGAGGGAGAUAAAAAAAAAAAAAAAAAAACUCCAAUAGUUGUCCCACAGACCUUAAAGUGUCACUGUGGUGGUUUAUUUUAUUUUUAUAGGGACUACUUUUUCUUACGAAGAGUAUAAUAUUUUGCAAUGGGUGGAGCAUAAGCAAAGUGUUUUUGUUGAUUAGCCAAUUACUCACAAUCUGUCAAUCAAAAGAAUCCCACAGGGCAAACUGUAGUAUUAUGAACAAAAUGGCGGCAACCGGAUAUUGAGAUCUGGCGCAACAGAUUUAAAGGUAAAUGGCAAGGGGGAGGGGAUAGUCCUUAAGAAACAAAAGGAAAGUGGGGAAGCCAAUGAUACUUAAACCUAUUCAAUAAUUCAUCCCAAAACACUGGUGCUGACUAAUUUCUAUUUACUUGACUCCAAGUCUCUCUUUAAUAUUUGUUACAUUAUAAUUAUUAUAUAUUUUUUAUAUAUAAUUUUUUGUUUGUUUUUGAGGGGGGGAGAGACUAAAUUUAAUGCAGAGUAGCCGUGUUUGCCGUCUUUCAUCCGUGUUGAUAUUGCAGGUUCAUACAGAUCACUGUCCCCUAGUUAAAUAAGCCUGUUUAUUUCACUCCUGCUGCUGGUUAGUUUAAUGAAGCAUGGGGCAUUGUAGAUGUGAGCUGGGCAGCGCUGGCCCCUCACAGGAGGGGGUAAUUGUCCAUAAAGGCUGUAUGCUGUCUGUGCUGGAGUGAAACUGACUGAGGACAUUGAGAUUCAGGCUUUAAUCAGCAGAGACACAGAGCAAUUGGGAUUUUGUAAAGGGCUUGUUUUGGUGCAAGACCAGGGGUCGGCUGACAAUUAAAAGCACCCUACGUCUUCUGAUCUGCACUGCUAUAAAUACAGAGCCAUUCUAUAGUGUUUGUAGUCCUCAGUUUAAAUUUCAAAGUUCUUCUCUGUAUUCAGAGACAUCCAAAAUUUUUGCUUUGUUUAGGCCAAAUUAUAUGGCCAUUCUCUGUCACAAAUGGAUAAAUCUCUCAUCUAUAUUUUUGGUUGAGUUGUCUGGAAAUAUAUAUAUAAUUAUAUAUAAUUUUUUUUUUUUUUUUUUUAAUUAUUCUGUAUUUAAUAUUUAUUGUGUUUAAAGCUGCUCCUGCCAAGUUUGCUGGAAGAGACAAUUCUGUAUAUUCCAGUUUUGUUAAUUUCAAUUUAAUGUUUAGAAGAAAAAAAAAACAUCUCCAUAUAUUUAAAUGCCAACAUAUUAAGUACCUCUGUAAACCAAUUGGUGAGGGAACAUUUGAGACAACCAUUCCCUACCCCACUUCAAAUGAAAUAUUUCACCUCACGUCCUCCCUCUCUAAUGCUCUGUCCUCCCAUUUACAAUCUCUCAUAACCCGUGUUCAGCACGACUUGUAUAAUAUAUGCAGUUUUGUAGAUGUUUGUGACAUUUGACUGUAGUUAAAGGAAGCUUGUUUGUGAAAGCUGGGAAGGUUUCCAGUUUCUGUGUGUCUGCCCCCACACAUUUUAGAACUUUGUAGUUUGUGCUGAAUGACUGGUGCAAAUUGCAGAUGUAUUUAUUUAUUUUUUUCCUUCUUUUUCAAAGCUCCAAAACCAACCACAUCCGUUCAUUUCUUAGCCGUGAAAUGCAUUGAUAUCCGGAAGGGCCAUCACAGUUCCAAGUGGCUCUUGCCAUGGGGGAAAGACCAGUGUGAGCACAUCCGAGGCUUUGACGAAGCUGCGAGUCGACUUAUCGCAGCCAACGAUAUCGUGUUCUCUGUCCACAUUCCAUUUAGUGGUCAUGAGAUGAGCCCUUGGUUCCAGUUUAUGCUGAUCAUCCUACAGCUCGACAUUGCCUUCCAGUUCAGAAAUGAGAUUGGUAAGUUGGAACCUGUAGCUCUGUAAUGAAUGGCCUCAGUUUACCUGGACUGACGCCGUUCAUUUAUGUUUCGGUACUUCUGGUUUAAGUUUCCUCCACGGAUUACUGCAUUGUAUGUAGGUGUAUUUGAGGAUAAGAAGCAGUGGUGUGUGUGUGUGUUUUUUUUUUCCAUGUGCAAUAUGAGGGAUAACUACUAAGGUGCAAAAGCAAGUUAACUUCUAUGGCCAUAGGCACUGGGUGAUUGUGGGGUAGGGGGAGAGACUGGGGAAACACAGAGACCUGUUGGUAAAGACCUAUUUGGAGUAAGAUAAGUAUUGGGGGGUCAAAUAAGGCAGAGUCAGGGUAAAGAGAUGAGGAGACACAGACCAGGUAGUACAUGAAGAAUAGGGCAUCCGCAUGCCUACAAUCCUCAAAUGCAUUCCUCUGUUUAAAUUUUCACUUUGUGAAUUCAGAGGUGUGUGUGUGUGUGUGUGUAUCUAUAUAUCUAUCUCUCUAAUCUCAUAAACUACAUACCAACUUGAUACUGCACCUGCAUUCACACUCCCUCUUACUACAGACAUAGAACACAAACUGACACAAUGUUCACAUCCUUACCUGCACACGCACACCCACACUGGCAGUAGACACCUGAAUUAUUGCAUUACUCAACAGACGCUACAUAGACCACUACAUUCACAAUCCCUAAAGCCAGCAUACAAAUACAGCCCUGCAUUCACACACGUGCAUUCUCCGAUUGAAACCACGCAUUCUUCACACAUUUUAAAUACAAACGAUCACCUUUAAUCGAGACAGAAAACACAUGGGUUUAAUCAAUAAAAUUAGAAUUACUGACUAUUUACCAAGGAACUACAUAUUUUCAGGAAAAAAAAGUAUGUGAUGGUGAAUGUUUCAGGGCAGGUAUUUUAACCUAAAUGUGUGAUAUUCUCUUACUCGCGGUUCACUAUGGUUUGUUUGAAUUUUCUCCAUGCUAGACUUGUUACUAUGUUUUUAAUUUUCUUUUAUGUUCAGCAGAGAAUUAUAACCUGCUCUCCGUACCAGAAAGUUUGGCCAUUCAUUUAAAUAUAUAAAGGGAAUCAACACAGUAAAGGAGGAGACUAUAUUUAAAAGAAGAAAAACUACCACAACAAGAGGACAUAGUCUUAAAUUAGAGGGACAAAGGUUUAAAAAUAAUAUCAGGUAUUACUUUACUGAGAGGGUAGUGGAUGCAUGGAAUAGCCUUCCAGCUGAAGUGGUAGAGGUUAACACAGUAAAGGAGUUUAAGCAUGCAUGUGAUAGGCAUAAGGCUAUCCUAACUAUAAGAUAAGGCUAGGGACUAAUGAAAGUUUUUAGAAAAUUGGGCAGACUAGAUGGGCCGAAUGGUUCUUAUCUGCCGUCACAUUCUAUGUUUCUAUGUUUCAUUUAACACUUACUUUUGAUUCAGAAUGGUUUAUUGAAUUUUGUUAAAUCAAAGUUGAUUUCCAGAAACUGGAGGCUUGAUUUAGUAAUCUGUGAAUUUUGGCUCAUUACUUUUUUUAUUUUUUAUUUUUUUUCUCAAAUGUAAAAACAAUUUGCAGACUUGGCUAUUCUUGUCAGCUUGUAUAUUUUAGACGAAGAUGUGCUAUUCCCUUUGGAAUUAUUCAUAAUUUACCAUUAAGUAAAUAUCAUCUGUUAUUGGACUGCCAUGGAGAUGAAACUUGCUUUUUGUGUGUUUACCUCUCAGGGAUAAAUGUAUUUAUUUUUUUUAUUUUAUCUUAUGACAAAUAUUUGGAAUUUAACAACAAAGAGUAGCCAGCUUUAUCCAUUUUUUUUUUUUUUCUUUCUUUUUAUUUAAAGAUCUUUAACUUCUUUUUAGAUGGAAAUCUGUUCACUCAACACUAAGAGUUGCUAUAAAAUUGCUCUUUGCCUUGGAAUGGUCUCCAUAAAAGCUCCGCUGUUGCGUUUUUUUUUUUUUUUGUUUUGUUUUUUUUGUUUGUUUUUUUUUUAAUGGGAACAUUUUUCCACUGAAUUAGUGGCUUAGGAUGAUCGUUCAUAGUCUUGGACUUAAAAGAAUCCAUGCUUGGAUAUCUUAAAGAGGUGGAUAUACAGCAUCAGCCAGGUGGUAGAGAAAUAAGAGACUGUUUAACUAUUGUAGAAUUCUCACUCUUGCCAAGUUUAGGGAAAUCUGUUUUGGUCUAUCGACAGCUGAAUUGCAACCACAUUUCAGUGGCUACUCCUUUAUUGUCACAUUUUCUAAAGGGAAAAUAUCUGUCCCAUGUCAGAGAGCAAUACCACUGACUUUUUGCACUUCCCUUUUUAAAAAUGAAAAUCUAAAAAUGACAUCCUAUUAAGUCACCGUAGUGGCUCUAGAGCCAUUCUCUGUAUAGUUUCCCAUAAUAUAAUCUUUGUUACAGAGGAGAAUGCCAUGGUGACCCUGGAUGUGGCAAUGGCUUAUCGUGAUGACACAAGUGACACUUGGACAGAAAUGGCUCACUCCGUAGAACAGAGAAAGCUGAAGUGUGUCUUGCCGGUCCCCAAGGUUUGUUCUCAAGCACUUGGCAAAGUUCAGAAUUCUGCCUUCGUGACUACUCAGAAUUUUAGAACUUUGUCCAAGAUUGUAUAGAUUUAUGUAUGAUUUUUCUUUUCUUGUGUUGUGUAGAAUAUAUAUCUCUUAUCUGCAUUGAUUCAUUUUAGAUGCCAGAUCUGGAGGUCCUAGUAAAACCAAACGAUACUCUAUCUAUCUAUCUAUCUAUCUAUCUAUCUCCAUCCCAAUCCCUCACCAUAUAAGUCAGUUGUAACAAACCCUUAUCUUUUAAUGCACAGCUUCACAGAUGAUGUCACACCUCAAAAUGGCCAAUAUACAUAGUAAACAAUGGAGAUGCAGCUGUGAAGCUACAGAAAAAGGCCAUAAUGUAAUACAGUUAAAAUGUGUAAAACUGUGUUCCUAAGAAUGCACUCACAGUAUAAAAAUUUUUUUUAUUUUUUUUAGCACUUUGGAUGCCUCCCCUGAACUCUCUGGGAGAUUAACUGUCACCUCACCCCUCAGACUUUUUAUUUAAUUUUUUUUUGUUUUAGACGGCUGAAAAUGAAGGUCGCUAUUAUGAGUGUGACGUUCUACCGCUACUGGAGAUUGGGAGUGUUGCACACAAGUACUACCUACUGAAUAUCAAACUGCCUGUCAAUGAAAAGAAGAAAAUUAAUGUUGGAAUUGGAGAAAUAAAGGAUUUGCACCUUGUGGUAAGAGUCAUUGUCUGUGUAUGCAGUCUGAUAUCCUAGGUUGAUUUUAAAGAGCCAGCCCACCUGAAAUUGCUUUUAUUCGGCAUAAACACCCCCCAUCCCGGUACCCACAUAAGGGCACACCGCAUGAGAAAACCGUGCCUAAAGCACACUACUCCAAAAUUGCUCGACUUGAUUCUGGGAGUGAAAGAUAUAAAAAAAUUUAAAUCACUAUUUGUCUGCACUAGACCAAAUCGCCCACACCUGUUGAUACUGGGGAAGCUGCCGCCACCAAGGCAAAAUAUAAAUGGGCGCUUUUGGUUACCCACUAAAAUCAGAUUUUAAAGGGAACAAAAAAACACAAUUUGGAAAUCUCUCCAUCUAUAUUCAAACUAAAAGAAAUUGGUCUAGAUGAAUAUUCUUGUUCUUGGGUAGAACAUUGGCUUAAGGAUAGAGUACAACGAGUUGUAAUUAAUGGUAAAUUUUCAGGCUGGACAAAAGUGGUAAGUGGUGUCCCUCAGGGUUCUGUUUUGGGACCACUUCUAUUUUACAUAUUUAUAAAUGAUCUUGAAAUAGGCAUUGAAAGCCAUGUAUCAGUGUUUGCAGAUGACACAAAACUUUGUAAAGUAAUAAAAUGCUGCAGAGAGAUUUGGAUAGAUUGGGGCACUGGGCACUAAAAGUUCUGCACUUUGGGGUUAAGAAUGCACAAGCAACUUACACACUAAAUGGUAGUGAAUUAGGGAUAACCACACACGAGCAGGAUUUGGGAAUUGUUAUAGACAACAAAUUAGGCAGCAAUAUGCAAUGUCAAUCUGCAGUUGCUAAGGCCAGUAAGGUUUUGUCAUGUAUAAAUAGGGGCAUAAAUUCUCGGGAUGAAAAUAUAAUUCUGCCUCUUUAUAAAUCGCUGGUAAGACCACACCUUGAAUAUGCUGUGCAAUUUUGGGCGUCUGUUCUAAAGAAGGAUAUCAUGGCACUGGAGAGGGUCCAGAGAAGAGCUACAAAAUUGAUAAAAGGAAUGGAGCAUUUUAGUUAUGAAGAAAGGUUAAAAAAAUUAAAUCUGUUUAGUUUGGAAAAACGGCGCCUGAGAGGGAAUAUGAUAACUUUGUACAAACAUUUAUCUGGAAAUCUAUUCAUAAACAGGGCUAUACAUAGGACACGAGGUCACACAUUUAGGCUGGAAGAAAGGAGAUUUCAUCUAAGGCAAAGAAAAGGUGUGGGGUUUUUUACAGUACGAACAAUAAGGAUAUGGAAUUCUCUGCCUGAAGAGGUGGUUUUGUCAGAGUCCAUACAGAUGUUUAAACUGAAAUUGGAUAAAUACUUACAAAAACAUAAAAUACAGGGAUAUCAUUUCUAAUUAGUGGGUUAAUAGCUGCUUGAUCCAAGGAGACAUCUGACUGCUAUUUUGGGGUCAAGAAGGAAUUUUUUCCUAGUUUGUGGCAAAAUUGGAAGCGCAUCAGACCAGGUUUUUUGCCUUCUUUUUGAUCAACAGCAACAACAUUUGUGAGGAAGGCUGAACUUGAUGGACGCAAGUCUCUUUUCAGCUAUGUAACUAUGUAGUAAUAUAUUGCUAUUUAAAUAGGUCUCUUUGGGUUUGUGAAUCCAGAUACUGGAGCCCAAAGACAGAAUUGGACUGUUUAUAUUUCAACAACAAACAGACAAAAAAGUCACAGUGACAAAAAGUAUCUUCCAGUAGGCCAAGUGGAAACGUCAAGUUUAAAUCCGGUCCAAUGGUUUUUCAGGUAUAAAGACAGAGAAACAGACAGUUUGGUCUGUGUCCAGCAAAGCCAUUGCCUCCUCCCCACAUGACUAGUUUAUCAUAAUAUAAUUGUUCCUUACGAUUACUGGUGUGGACUCCUCUUUGAUUAAGCACUUGAUGAGCUUUUAUUACUAGGUUCUGGCUGCAGGGCUUCUCUGUGAAGGUGUUAAAAUACAAAAUCCCAUCAAAGCUCUUUUGAUCAAAAUUCCUGCCAGAAUAGACAUAAAUGCUAAUUCUAAAAAAGACUUCAGGUGAACCCAGGAUGCCAAACCCAAACCUGCAGGUAAUUCCAGUGGCACCUUGUGAUGCUGGGACAAAAUAUACCCACUGUGCUACAUAAUGUAGACUCUGAGGUUUUCCUAAAGAUUGUGCUUUUAUGAAAAAGUUGUCUCUAUUGCAAUUAGAAUGUGACUGACGUUCCAGCGCAAAUCCCCAAUUGUACAUGGGAUGGCGUACCUACUACUUCAUCUCGUGUAUAUGACCGUUUAACAUGGAAAGCAGAGCUUGCUAUUCCUUGCCUUUAAACUAAUCAGCUGUCUGUUAAGAUUGCCAUGGGAACAGGCAUGUUCGUGAAUGCAGUGUAUGCGAUUGAUCUGUAGAGGACCUUGUAUGAUCCUCUGUAGUCCCUGUCUUUUUAAAGGACACCUGCUAUGGAACACACUAAUUAUUCUCAUUCUGAAGACCAUAGCAUUUUAUUUAUGCAUUGACCUGGGAGAAUUGUUAGCAGAUUCAUAGAUUUGGAGGGAAAAACUAAUUUAACAGUUUUUUUUUUUUUAAAUUAACUUUCAAGGAGCCCGGGUUAGCCCUCCUACUCUCAAAGCAACCACAAUGUAUGUGCUAAGGUCUGUUAAUAUCUCAAUAGUCUGCAUUAAGUAUAUCCUUUUAUCUCUAUGAUAAGAUAUAUUCACUGACCACAGAGUGAACUUGUCAUGACAGAUUUGAUUUAACAUGAACUCCAAUUAUUUUGAUGUUGAAAUUUUAAAAACACAAUUUCCAUUUAUUUUCCCCAUAGGGCAUCUUUCAGAAUGGAGGUUUUACAAAGGUCUGGUUUGCAAUGAAGACGUUUCUCACGCCCACCAUUCUAAUUAUCAUGAUUUGGUACUGGAGACGAAUUACCCUUAUGACUCGAUCGCCAGUUCUUCUGGAAAAGUAAGUACAUUUCUUCUAAGACUUUUUGUUUAUUUUAUUUUUUUUUCUCUCUCCCUGCUUUUGAGAAUAUCGAUCUUUUGGGCUUCUUUAUCUACAGACCAAUUGCAAUUCGUUAGCAUGUUUUGGUUCUGCCAUCUUAAUGUCCCGUACUAAUCUGCUUUUGGGAUUUCUUAUUUGGAAACCAUAAAUUGGGUUUAAAGUGGGUUGGUUGGCGUUGAGGUAGAGAGGCCCACAACUCACCUUCCAACCUGGUAGUUUUAAACUAAGCUUUACAAGUUGGGAUUUAAUUCACUACUUUGUAGAUCUAAACAAAAAAAAAAAAAAUUCAACAUGUUGGAGUAAAACUUUGCGAAUGCUCUUGACCCUUCUGAGUGCUGGAAGAAUGAUCUCCUAUUGCUAUAAAGUCCUUAUAAACUUCUUUCCACUUUGGGCUGGACUAUGAGGGUCAAAAGGAGACCCUAUCAGUUUGAACUAAUAGAAGGGUGUGUGUUUUUGUUUCCUUCACAUACAGGACUGUUUACCUUUUUUGUAUUUUCUCAUUGUCAGAGUAAUUUUUGCGUUGGGAAUUUCCAUGACCUUCAUUAAUAUACCUGUCGAAUGGUUUUCCAUUGGCUUUAACUGGACGUGGAUGCUGUUAUUCGGGGAUAUUCGGCAAGGGAUUUUCUAUGCCAUGCUUCUGUCCUUCUGGAUAAUCUUCUGUGGGGAGCACAUGAUGGUAAGUUGUUUCCAGUCCUAUUACAACAUUCUGGCAAAACACAACGGAACUUCUACAUUACACUGAAAAGCGUGCCAGUCCUGCCCAGGCUUAAAUUAAUGUGCAUUCUGUUUCAUCUUUAUGAAAUAUAAUGUAUACAUUUUAUAUGAGGUUAUGGUCCAAGACAAGGGCUGAUUGACCAGGAGAGCCAGAGAACCCUCCUAAUGGCUGAUCUGCCCUGCUUGGGGAGAUGUCCUUAAACCGUGCCAGUCGCUGCAAAUAAGGGAUGGCCGUGGACCGUAGGUUCUGCAAUAGCGGAACAUCUACUGUCCCUCUAGGAAUAGAGGCGUUGGAGUGAGGGGCUGCAGGUGGUAAAGGUAUAACCCCUCCCAAAGUGCAUGAAUAUAUCAUUUAUCACUAUGAUAGAAUUAAAAAAAAUAUAUAUAUAUAUAUAUAUAAUUUUUUUUUCUUUACACUACACAUCGAACUAAAAGGGAUGAUUUGUAUAGAACUGCAAUAAAUCCAACUACUGUAUCGAGAGUAGGAUAUGAACCAAUCAUUGGGACUAUUAAUUUCAAGUGCUUGUUAACAAAAUGCUCACACUGUAAAGUCAUGUAACUACAGUUUCCUAUAUAAAAAUGGGCAAGAGGUUUUUCCCAGAUCUUAAAAUGAGGCGAAAGACACCGGAUCGAAGUGACUUUGUCUAUGGUAUGUUUCUUUGUUCCAAAUCUCAAACUGACUUCCUUCCCUAUGGCUAUAUAGCUGUAGCGAGAUUUAUUUUUAAAUUGCUAAAGAAGUAACAUAGAAUGUGACGGCAGAUAAGAACCAUUCGGCCCAUCUAGUCUGCCCAAUUUUCUAAAUACUUUCAUUAGUCCCUAGCCUUAUCUUAUAGUUAGGAUAGCCUUACGCCUAUCCCACGCAUGCUUAAACUCACUCACUGUGUUAACCUCUACCACUUCAGCUGGAAGGCUAUUCCAUGCAUCCUCUACCCUCUCUGUAAAGUAAUACUUCCUGAUAUUAUUUUUAAACCUUUGCCCCUCUAAUUUAAGACCAUGUCCUCUCAUUGUGGUAGUUUUUCUUAUUUUAAAUAUAGUCUCCUCCUUUACUGUGAUUCCCUUUAUGUAUUUAAAUGUUUCUAUCAUAUCCCCCGUCUCGUCUUUCCUCCAAGCUAUACAUGUUAAGAUCCUUUUAACCUUUCAUUGUAAGUUUUCCUUGUGAGUAAAUAUGUUCAGUUAAUAAUUCCCUUGACCUGUAGCUGGGAUUUUGUUGGUGUAGUUCCCUGUUUAUAAUGUCCUUCAUUUUAUUUUAAAGGAACACUAUAGUCACCAAAACAACUUUAGCUUAAUUAAACCAUUUUGGUGUAUAGAUCACGUCUCACUGCUCAAUCCUCUGCCAUUUAGGAGUUAAAUCACUUUGUUUAUGAACCCUAGUCACACCUCCCUGCAUGUGACUUGCACAGCCUACGAUAAACACUUCCUGUAAAGAGUCAUCUACAGUUUAUCCUUCCUUUAUUGCAAGUUCUGUUAAUUUUUGGAUUUUCUUCUCCCCUGCUAUGUAAAUUGCUUGCGAGACCCUACAAAAGCCUCCUGUAUGUGAUUAAAGUUCAAUUUACAGAGCAAGAGAUAAAAUUGUUUAAGGUAAAUUACAUCUGAUUUGAAACCAGUGGUUUUUUUUUUUUUUUUUUCAUGCAGGCUGUGUCAAUCAUAGCCAGGGGAGGUGUGGCUAGGGCUGCAUAAACAGAAACAAAGUGAUUUAACUCCUAAAUGGCAGUGAAUUGAGCAGUGAAACCUGAGGCAUGAAAUGUACACUAGAACUGCUUCAUUAAGCUUAAGUUGUGUAGGUGACUAUAGUGUCCCUUUAACAUUGUGUGGGCCACUUCAUUUUAAUAAUUUGGGUUGAGUGUAAUGAACAUUUAAAAAAAUAAAUAAAUAAAAAAAUCUUUAGACUUUCUAAUCUCUAUUUAUAGGAUCAGACUGAGAGAAACCGAAUCUCUGCUUACUGGAAGCAAGUCGGUCCCAUUGCUUUUGGUUCAUGCUGUCUGUUUAUAUUUGAUAUGUGUGAAAGGUAAGUGUUUAUCUCGAUGAUUGGAUUCUAAGCUAUAAAACUUAUUUCUUCAUCUCAGUUGCCUGUGGUGAUAACGGUGUGAAAGGAUUGUCAAGUUGGGUGAAAGUAGUAAAUCCUUAAUUUGUGGAGUUGUCUUUAAAAAAUUUUUUUUUUUUUUUUUUUUCUCUUCUAACUGUGGUCUUGGUUUUUAAUAAGUUUCCAUAAGCUUUUAAAUGUUCACAGUCUCUUUGACUUGAACAGUGACUCCCACAGAUAUCUUAUUUGAAACCUAUUUUUAUAUUAUUUCUUAGGGAAUUGUUGGAGGUAAAUUAUUUUGAAAAGCUUUUCUAAUAGACUGAGCAAUUGAAAAGCACAUCCAAUAAUAUUAAAUCCAGGCCUCUGUCAACGUAUAAUCACGAUAUCCUUAAGGUGCGAGAAUGACUUGACCAAUGUGCCAAAUUAUUCGGCCUAUAGCUUAUAACCCUAGACGUUAUUAAAAGUAUUAAAUAAGAGCGAUUUGUCAGAUUUAAGUUGCUUGUGAUCGUUCAAAUGCUAUAGUUACUAUGUGAAGAAUUUGGGUUUUAUUGGUAAAAUAUGUAUACAAUAUUACAUGACCUAGAAACCGAAUACAGGCUCUAAAUAAGAAUUCUUUACUCAAAAUGUGUACAGUCUCCCUUGCAUGCCACAAGUGUCUGAUCUACAAUAAACCGCUCAAAAUACUUUUUACUUUGUGUGUAGAGGAAUUCUAAUUACCAACAUUGCAAAAUGGAAAAUAAAUUCUCAUUAACCUCAUUCCUUCCCCCUCUUGUUCACAAUUUCAGAGGUGUUCAAUUGACUAAUCCAUUCUACAGCAUUUGGACGACAGAUGUUGGAGCGGAGCUUGCUGUAUCCUUAAUUGGGGGGAACAGGGGGAUAGGGAAAGCAAAACGGUGGUUACAAAUCUAACCUUGAUUCAAGAGGCUUACUGCACUGGGUGAUGAGAACACUCUAAAAUUGGCCCACAGACCUCCGUGUAAAGCAAAAAAUGUAGCAUGCCCAAUGCAUGGCUUUCUUUUUUUUUUUGUUUUUUUUUUUUGUUUUCACUGGAUCAUUCAGAGAUCAAAGCACUGGCAAUAGUGUAUGCUGCAGGUACUCCUAUACACACCUAGACAUCUCAAUUACAUGAUCUGGGUGCCAUGUCCCUGGAUGAUUAACAUGUCUCUAGUGGCUGUCUAAAACUGAAUUUAGAGUCCGUUUCAGCUCACAUGACUCUCAAUGAGAGCAUUUCAUUGGCACAGAAUUUCGCCGUGCAUGCGCAUCAGCCCCUAAUGAUUACUGGAGAGGAGCAUUGGAUUGGCUGAGACCAUUAACACUGAAGAGGCAAAGAGAUCAGCACACCACGGGAUGUAAGGUAAGUAAACAUGACCUUUCACACCCCUGCAAGAGGGGAACACCUAUAUAAGUAGGGGAGCGCUGUAACUUUGGGAAUACAUGUUCUGUGUUCUUUUUAGUGUUCUUUUAAGAUUCUCUUCCAUGCCCCUCCCCCCCCCUCCACCCCCCUUAUAGAUUUCCUAUCUCUGCACUAUUAAUCCCUUUGCUUUAAAGCAAAUGUAGAUAUUGCUUCUCCUCAUUAAAUUGCAAGGAACAUUCUCACCCCGCCCCCUCUUCCCGAGUUCUCUUUUUACACCAGCCGAGCAGAAGUGACAAGUCUCUCAACUCCAUAUAACUGUACUUAAUGCCUUUAAUAUUUUAUGACUUGUUGAUACCAUCCGCAGUUACACUGAUUUAAUGUUAAGUGCUUGGCAACUGAUGGGCCCCUGGAGUGCACACAGGAAGGAUGGGGGCAGCAUAUAUUUAACCUCUUUAGAACCAUUGGCAGAUUAUUAUAUAUUUAUUUAUUUUUAUGCCAUGUACCCUUUCAUAUUUUAUUUUAUUUUUAUUUUUCUCAAUUACAUAAUAAUUGAAUGUCAGGUUGCUGCUGAACAAAGUGGUUAAUAAAAAGGUAAAACUGUUAAAGAAAUUGUCCUAGUUGAGGUUAAAGUCUUUGUGAUGUUUGGGAAUGGGUUUUAUUUUUAUUUUAUUUUUUGUGAUGUUCAAUUGGACGUUUACACCUAGAACGCCCUGUCAUUGUUGUAUUUUAGAGCCUAAAGUGCGGCAUAUAAACAAUCUUAGUUUUUUUUAUUGUAUUUUAUUGAAAGCUGGGUACAGAAAGCAAAAGGAAGUUGAAUUAAAUGAAACACAAUACAUAACAUCAAUAUCCUAUCAAUUCCGCAUGUGCAAGACAAAAUCGCUUACAAAUCAUGGACGGUUAGACCUAUAGUAGAAGUUCUAAACCAGUUUUAAUCUUCUCCUGUUUAAUUUUUUUUAAAGUAACUAAUAAAAUAAUCUUCCUGAUGGUCAGUGUAUUGGAUUCCAGCAGUGUUUGUUUUUUUUAAAGGGUUUCUCUAUGUGCAAUGCACAGCAGUGGAAUAUUGGCUGCCGUCAUGGAUAUGGGUGUGUUCCAUUGGUUUCUGUGAUUUCCUCUGCUCUAUCAGACAGUCCUGCCCAGUGUUGGCUGAACGCUGCAGUAACCCUUUGGGGAGAGAAAUCUGUUCCACAAAUAGCCCUGGAAAACCAACAACGAAUUAAACCUAAAGCAAAACUAAAAUCAAGGAAAACAUGCAAUCCUAUCCAGAAAAAUUACAUUUUAAUAAAACUUUAUCUGUGAAGCAAAUAAAAACCAUGAGGAUAAACCAUACCGAAAACCAAACUAAAGGAACACUGCAAUUAUGUCUCCAGGUACCACCUGGAGGGAAUAAAAAAGAUUGGAUCAUUCUGGGUGCCUAUAAUGUCCCUGCAAGUGUAGAUCUCCAAACAGUCUGUUGGUAAUUAAUGGAGUUACAAGAUCUAGAGCAGAUGUUCUUAACUGUAGUUUGGCAACUCGUCCUUCAGCUGAAAAAUUAGCUAAGUGACCCAUUCUUCAUUUUUGAAAUAUAAUUACAGUUGUGCAUCACCUGUAUAUCUCAAGUUGGACUUGGACAAGUUCCACUUGUGCACAGAAGAAACUCUGAGAAAUAUUGAUGUAAGCACCUUCUGUUAAAUUAAAGGACCACUAUAGUGCCGGGAAAACAUACACUUUUUUUUUUUUUUUUUUUCUGGCAUUAUAGUGCCCUGAGGGUGCCGGGCUGGAUGGCGAGGAAAGGGGUUAAACUUACCUUUAUUCCAGCGCCGGGCGGGGAGCUCUCCUCCUCCGAUCCUCUUUGGCUGAGUGCGCAUGCGCGGCAGGAGCUGCGCGCGCAUUCAGCCGGUCUCAUUGGAAAGCAUUUAUAAUGCUUUCCUAUGGACGCUUGCGUCUUCUCACUGCGAUUUUCACACUGAGAAGCACGCAAGCGCCUCUAGCGGCUGUCAAUGAGACAGCCGCUAAAGGCUGGAUUAACCCAUUUAUAAAAAUAGCAGUUUCUCUGAAACUGCUAUGUUUAUAAAAAUUAAAAAAGGGAUAAUCCUAGAGGGACCUGGCACCCAGACUACUUCAUUAAGCUGAAGUGGUCUGGGUGCCUAGAGUGGUCCUUUAAGUCUCUGUUGCACUGUGCAAGGCAGGGCUGCUAAAGGAACAGAACAAUUUGUGAGCAUUUUUUCUGGAUCCUGAGAAAUCGAAUGUGCCCUUCUCAAACUGGGUGGCACUGUAGACCCCAAAACUGUAUUAUCUAAUUUAAGUGGUUAAAGUGUCUGGAGUCCCGUGGUGCUGUCCCUUUAUUCUGCAUUAAACAGUUUUUUUUACUGCUAAACAAAAGUCCCCAUAAACUCAGCCUCUCUGUGCUAUUUGGGAUAAUGAGGAAGUAUUGGCUUGAGCAGCAAUUGGAGGCUGUGAUUGGCUGAGAGUCUCAGCUGGCCAUUUUCAGCCUGUCACAGCGCCCGUUGAUGGUAUGAAUUGGUAUGGCUAGAAAGAAGUGUGUAAUCUUUGCCAUAGCUCUGCCUCUACCGGAGGUAUGGCUAUGUGAAGUCAUUAACCAUCGUUCAGUGUUAAACUGCUGGAAAAUAACAACAUCUCAUUGAAUUGGUUAUAGUGCCUGGAGUCUCCUGGCAUUGUCCCUCCAUUUAAUGUUACAGUACUUGCGUGUGUCCCUUUUAAAUGUAUCAUUGCUCCAGAGUCACACACAUUAAAUGCUUCGUACUAGGGCCAUAAUUGCUGGUAACUUCCCUUCUAAUAUUGGACAAAGGGUGAGCUUUUCAGGGCUUCUAUUAAAGUCCUAACUGCCUUCCAUAAUGUAAAGCUGGCUUAAUCUCCUCUCACCUUUUGGUGCCCUCUCAGUAUUUCUGUAAUAUAGCAGAGCGGUUCUUUGUAAAUUUUAUAUAUCUAUCUAUCUAUCUCUAUCCUAGUUUUUUUUACUUACACUCCCUCUUUCAGUUUCUGUUUACCCUUCAACUAGACCAUUUGCUACAUGUACACAUCCGUUGUGUGAUGAGUUGUAAAUACUGCAUUGUCUGUUCUGUUUUUUGUAAAUUGCUGAAUAUGGAUCGUUUUUUAUAUUGUUUUAACUAGAACACAGAGUGCCUGUUUUUAUUUUUUCCUUGACGCGGGUGUUCAGAUGGCUUUCAUUAUUGUAGCCGGAAUCUGUGCUUGUCUUUAUUUCUUGUUUCUCUGUUUUAUGGUCUACCAAGUCUUCCGGAAUAUUAGCGGCAAACGCUCCACGUUGCCAGCCAUGAACAAGGCGCGCAGACUGCACUAUGAGGUGAGCAGGCUUAACCCUCUAUGCUCCUUUAGCUAACUGUUUGAGUGCCAGAAACCAGGAAUCUGCUGUUCUCUGCCAGUUUAAUGUCAAUAUGACCACAUAAUAAUAAUUGAUCUGUGACAAUUCUGUGUCCUCUCCUACAAGAAUGUGCAGAACGACCUCCUCUCUAUUCCUGCCUUUCUGAAGUAUAGUGGAUCACAUGAUCAACAUUGCACUAAUUAAAGGCAACUGUCCCCUCAAAACUAUAUUUUAAUAGAAUAAUCCUUUUAACAUGUAAUGAAAAGUAUUUAUUUUUACAUGAAGUCUAUGUAAAAAUUGAGCCCAUCAGUGAAAACUCAGUCUGUGGUCUUACCUGAUGCUCUCCCUGCAGAAUCAGGAAAGUACAUAGACUAUGCAAGAGUGCCUUUUGUUUGAAUGAAUGGGCAAAUUCUCUCCUUUCAAAAUUAGUUUUUUUGCCUGCCUUACCCACUCUCUCACCCCCUUUUGAAUCUUGGUUGGAUUAGCAGUUAUUUGACCCAAUGCUUACUAUAUUCUGUUUUGUCCAAUACUGAGCGUUAAUUCUGCCUGAUUUGUAGCAGGUAGGAGCACCUAAUAAAAAGCGCUGAAAGGUUGGCAGUUUAUUUCUUUAAACUUCAAUAUACAUGAAUUAAAAAAAAAAAAAAAAAGUAACCUUUUGGUGAAUGGAAACCGUAUCUUUUGAGUUGAUCAAUAAUUGCUUUGGAAUAAUUCACUAAUUUCCUUUGAAAAUCACCUAAUAGGUUUGUGAACCCUUUUCCUGAGAUGCUCUGUUUACUUUUAAAUGUUUAUAUAAUGGAUUAAGCAGUUCAGUGCUGGCAGAUAAAUUAAUCCUAGGAAGUCACAGAUCUCCUGUAAGUAUCAUUCGGAACAGAACCAUCGCACAUUCCUGUCUGAAUUGUAUAUCACCACCUGCUGGCCAAUAGUGUUAAUGCAGCCAACCUGCUUGCCUAGUAAAAUAGAGAAAUAAGGAAUAGUUGAACAUCUUGCGACAUUUUAAGUGUUGUCAGCACUAAACAAAUAAAGAACACGAAUGUAAACCAGCAGGAAUGGACCGUCUGGUCUAGACUAUGUAUCCUACUUUGCAUGUUGUUGAAUAAUUAUAUAAUUUAAUUCCAAUUUUUUUUUUUUUUUUUCCCUCCUCCUCCGCAGGGUCUGAUAUUCCGGUUCAGAUUUUUGAUGAUCAUAACCUUGGCUUGUGCGGCUAUCACAGUUAUCUUUUUCAUCACCACCCAGGUAUGGCCAGGUUGCAUUGGGUCUUUGAACCCAGGUUCAGAGAGAGUUGCAAUAUUACUGUCUGUAAUGCCUCUAAAAUACAUUCCUCCCUCCUGUUUGCUUCCACUAAAGAAAAACUUCCUCUCGAUAACCACAAUGUAUGUAGAACAUGGAACUAAGAAGUAACCAGUUAACAUUGUGUAGAACUGCUGAACUUCUAACAUAAGCAGGACUUUGUCUACAGCAAUGGUUUCUGGGAAUUAUAGGUCAAUAGUUGAAAUUAAACUCCCAGAGACCUUAGACAUGACAUGUGCGAUCGCAGGAACACGUUAAAAACUGCCAGAUGGGGAGAGGGCUGAAAGGAGCACAUAUGGAGUGUAUCUUUAACCUGAAUAUAAAAAUUCUAUAACUUACUGUAACGUGUGUGUGUGUGUGUGUGUGUGGUCUAAAUGCUUAGAAAUUAUUUUUAUAUUUAAAAAAAAAAAUUUAAAAAAAUAAAUAAUCCAGGAGCUCCCCUUAUUGGCCCUCUGAUACUGUCUGAUGUUACCUCUGUUGGUCUAGUUACACCUAAUAAUGAAAUGUUAACUAGAAAUGUUGGGCUUGGCAACCUUCCAUCGUCUGUGGUGACAUCGCAAACUGCAGGGGAUUAAAGCAGAGCUGGGUUAUAUAUAUUUAUAUAUUUAUAUUUAUAUUUAUAUAUAUAUAUAUAUAAUUAUAUUUGGUCCUAAUAAUACCUCAACAAAAAAUCUUUUUACAUCCGCUGUGUUUAUUGUGACGUGCCAUUAAGGGUUAUGUUUUUAUGUAUGUUUUGUUUGUGUUUUUUAUUUGUUUGUGUUUUUUUUUUUUGUCCUGCAGAUUUCAGAAGGAAAUUGGAAAUGGGGAGAUGUACCAAUUGAACUGAAUAGUGCAUUUUUCACUGGCGUGUACGGCAUGUGGAAUGUCUACGUGUUUGCCCUCAUGUUCCUGUAUGCGCCGUCGCACAAGAACUAUGGAGAAGACCCGUCAAACGGUGAGAACUCCUGUUUGCACAGUUUAUUUGUAUACAACUGGAAAUUUAAAUUCUAUGGUUGCUCUGUACCGGUUACGAAGUAGCAAAUAAUAUCCCCAAUUUUCUCAAAGUCCAAUAAAUUCCACUGAGUAAAGGGCCGUAACCCACACAAGCGAAACCAAUACAGGGAAGACGUUCACAGCUGUUUGUGACACACAUUCCUUUCUGUUUUUAAUAUAGUGUAUUUCCCCAAGUGAAUCUGCCAUAAUAAUGUCAUUGAUCACUAAAUUGGAGUUUAGCAGAUUUUAACUUUCAAUAAUGUAUUUUUCUCUACUAGCUAAUGGUGAGUCAUCUCUGGAACUAAAUAUGUGAAGUUGUUUUUUAUUGAAACCUUUUACGGCUAAUCUUUUGGUUUGAAGAAGAUUUGAAACCGAACAGUAACGUAAAGGAACAUGCGUCACUUGGCAAGUUGUGUGAGGAGUUUCUUCAGCCUCACCAUCCAUUCACCCCACCUUCCUUCUUCUUCUGAAUUCUUCUCAUUCUUAGACCAGUUCACUAAUGACAGAAACAGGGCAUCAGUAUGCAGAACAGGAGAGCGAGAUAGGACACAGGAUCCUGCUCUGCAUCAUCACUUUGAUUAGAUUCCCUCUCUUCUACCAACGUAUUAAUUUAGAUUCCACUACCAUUUGUACACUGAUUAUACCCAGAUAUAUCAUCUCCUCCCCUGCAGUCCUACAAUGUGUCACCGGUUGCCUUUCUUCCAUCUCUGAUUGGAUGUCCUCCCGCUUCCUGAAACGCAAUUUCUCUAAAACAAAGCUUCUUAUUUUUAUUUUAUUUUUCUUCUCCUAAUACUAAUAUGCCUCUCUCCAUGCAACUUUAUGGUACCCUAAUCAGUCCAUACUUGCAGUCUUCAUGUUCUCUUUAAUUCUGUCCAAUCUGUUGCUAAAAACCUGUCAAUUCAGCUUAAAAACAUUUCCUGUGUACACUCCUUUCUCAUGCAAGAUGCUGCCAAGUAGCUUGUUCAUGCUCUGGUAAUCUCUCACAUGGAUUACUGUAACUCUCUCUCCUUGUUGGUCUCCCCAGAAGCCGAACUGCCUCACUACAAUACGUAAUGAAUGCUGACAGGCUGAUCUUUCUCACCCGUCGCUCCUCCCAUACCUCGCAUCUUUGUCAAUCCUUACACUGGCUUCCUGUAUCCUAUAGAUGUCAAUUCUAAAUCCUAACCAUUAUCUAUAAAGCCCUAAACAACUCUAGCCCCGGUUACAUUACUUCACUAUUUUGUAGGUACGCCCCUUUGCGGUCUCUGCUAUGCUGGCAACCUUCUCCAGUCCGCUGCUCGCACGCUUACUGCUAACACGCUCUUGCAGAACUUCUCGCGGGGGGCUCCUUUCAUUUGGAACAGCCUGCCUACCGCCAUCAGACUCUCCACUAGUCUUCAAUCAUUUAACAAGUCCCUCAAAACCAUCUCUUCAGAAAUGCUUAUGGCCUCCCAGAAUAACUGCAUCUCACAUGUCUGUCUCUUGCCGAACUACACUCACAUCUCACACACCCCACAAAUUAUAAACAAAAUAAUGGCACAAUCUUGCACUUCUAGAUUCACAGACUAUAAUUUCACAUGUACAGAAACCAGCAUUAUUAAAGGAAAACUUCCCCUCAAUCUGUUAGAUGUGUAUGAAUCGGGGAAAUAUGCAUCACUAUAUAUAAGCAUACAUGCAUAAGAGUAUGGGAAAGCAUAGGUCUACACAUAGUACUUCGUAUAUUGAUAGAAGCUUGUCAUUAAAAAUUCUGUUAGUCCAAUAAAAAAGGUAUUACAAGAUACGAAUUUUAACUAUAUAUACCUGUAUAUAAAUAAAAAUUAUUUGAAAAAAAUUAUAUAUAAUAAUUAUUCGUAUAUAUUUAUGUAAUAAUUUUACAUAAUUAGAUCAUUUUAUUAAUUACAAUUUGCGGGACCUGCCUGACAACCCAGGCCGAAAGUCCAGGGAAUUUAAUUUGCUAGCACUAUAUUUAACCCUGUAAGACACCAUAAAACUUGUACAUGGGGGGUACUGUUUUACUCGGAAAACUUCGCUGAACACAAAUAUUAGUGUUUCAAAACAGUAAAAAGUACUACAACGAUGAUAUCGUCAGUGAAAGUGCAAUUUUUCACACACAAAUGGCACUUACACUGACGAUAUAAUUGUUGUGAUACGUUUUACUGUUUUGAAACACUAAUAUUUGUGUUAAGCAAAGUCUCCCAACUUUUGAAAGUUAGAGGGUCAGAUGUAAGGCCUUUUUUCACAUUGAAAUUUCCCAGAUUGGUUAUGUUGCCUUUGAGAGCGUAUGGUAGCCAAGGAAUCAGAAUUACCCCCAUGAUGACAUACCAUUUGCAACCCAAGGUAUUGCAAAUGGGUUAUGUUCAGUCACAAACACUGGCCAAACUUAGCGUUCAUACCGUAUGUUUUCCUUUAAUGUUCCUACAACAUAUAUGUAUUUGCUAUGCUUUCAUCUUGUAUUUGUACUUCAUAAUUUCGAUUUUCAGUCAGGAACGGUUUUUGGUUAGGUUUUUGACGAAGGGACAUUUGGUUAGGUUUUUGGUCAGGAACGGAACCCAUGUUUAUUACAUUGCAGUCUAUGGGAAAUUAGUGCUCACUUUAUGAACUCUCACUUUAUGAACAGGCUUUGGAACCAAUUAGUUAGUAAAGUCGGGAACAACCUGCAUUUGUACAUUGUGGGGGCAGUAUGAGUAGCAGUAUGUGUAUUCAUUGUGAGAAGUGGAGCUGUGGCUGUGUACAGUAUGGGUAGCAGAGCUAUGUGGUUACCUGUCAUUUGAGACUGUCAGAGUCCAGUCCUCUCCACUAUCCCUCCUGCGAUCGCCUGUGUUCAGUCUGAGGGGGCGGGGUCAUGCACUGAUUGCUGUGUUCAGUCUGAGGGAGUGAGGUCAUGCACAGAUUGCUGUGUUCAGUCUCAGGGGGCGGAGCCAUGCACAGAUUGCUGUGUUUAGUCUGAGGGGGCUGAGUCAUGCACCGAUUGCUGUGUUCAGUUUGAGAGGGUAGGACAAUACUCAGACUGAAUACAGUGAAUCCUUACUCAGCCCAGUAAAGCACCCAGAGCUCAAUCAGCUGUUCCACUUCCCUUUGCAGCAGGUAGCCUUCUGGAAGACCAACAUUUCAUUAUAUUUUUACAUACCCUGUUAUUUUUGUUGUGUGUGUUUUUAUAUUUAGUGAUUAUUUUAUUAUUUUCAAUGUAUUUAUUUCCAUGUCUUUGUUAACUACAGCCUGUUCCAGUGACGUACACACAAUCCAUGGGGCCCCAGGUGCGAAACUGAUCCGUGGGACCCCCACCUCCCCUGUCUCCCCCGAUCCGUGCGCCCCGCCCAUACCCUCUGACACAUACAUACAGACACACACACACAAACAUACACACAGACAGACAGACACACACACAUACAUACACCCCCCGACAGACACAUAUAUACAGACACACACAUAUAUACACAGACAGACACACACAGACACAUACAUACACACACAUACAGAGACAACGACAAACACACAUACAGAGACACACACACAUACAGAGACACAGCCACAUACUGAGACACACAUACAUACAGAGACACAGACACACACAUACAGAGACACAGACACACACAUACAGAGAGACACACACAUACAGAGAGACACACACAGAGACACACACACACAUACAUACAGAGACACACACACACACAUACAGAGACACAGACACACAUACAGAGACACAGACACAUACAGAGACACAGACACAAACACACACACACAUACAAAGAGACACACACAUACAAAGAGACACAGACAGAGACACACACACAUACAGAGACAUAGACACAUACAGAUACAUACAUAUACAAAAUGUUUCCUACCUUGUGACUUUCCCUGGGGGCUCAGCCUGAUGGAUGUCAGAGUUCCCACUCUGACUCCCUCCUCCUCCUUCCUCCCGCGUGGGCUGAUAGCUGGGAGGAGUGACCAGGGAAUCACUUCCUCCCAGCUCUGUGAUGUAAUCACAGGGGGCCCGGUCGCGCUGUUAAAGCGCCCAGCGCUGACCGGGCCCCUGAUAAUCCAUAUUAUCCCUAACAUGCGGCCCAGGCGGUUUGCCAUGCGGGCAGGGGCCGCAAAAUGUGGCAGCUGGUACCAGGUCGCGGGGGUCCGCAGGGCGGCCUGGCCCCCUGGAGUGAUGGGCCCGGUCGCAGCUGUGACCCCUGCGACCACAGUAUGUACGCCACUGGCCUGUUCUAAUCAUACUUUAAAUAUCCCCGGUAGUGAUGUCCCGAAAGGUUCGCGAGCGGUUCGCCACGAACGGUUCGCCACGAACGGUUCGCAGCGGACUCAUCAUUGAGUAAACUUUGACCCUGUACCUCACAGUCAGCAGACACAUUCCAGCCAAUCAGCAGCAGACCCUCCCUCCCAGACCCUCCGACCUCCUGGACAGCUCACUAAGAAUGCAGCUUUACAAUGAAUAUAAAAUGGAUGCUGUCCAGGAGGUGGGAGGGUCUGGGAGGGAGGGUCUGCUGCUGAUUGGCUGGAAUGUGUCUGCUGACUGUGAGGUACAGGGUCAAAGUUUACUCAAUGAUGAGUCCGCGGUGAACCGUUCGCGAACCGUUUGGCGAACCGUUCGGGACAUCACUAAUGGCACAUUGCUCAUUUUCUCACCUUUGUCUUGUCCAUUAUGUUAAAAUUAGUUUAACCAGCUCAGGCCCAUAUGUCUUUCUUACAUUUGUUUAAUGGUUUUAUUACCCACAUGAAUACCUCUGUCUUAUAUCUGUAAUUUUUUAAUCUUUACCUUUGUUUUUGCUUAAAUGACCCUUAAGUCAAGGUCUAUAUAUGCAUUUUCCGCAUCCCUUAGCCCAUAUAUAUAUAUAUAUAUAUUUUUUUUUUUAAAUAAAAUGGUUUAAUAAAAAAAAAAAAAAAGGUGUGCUCUCACUAUGCAUACAAUACAUAACAAGUGCACUGGACUCCAUACAGGAUUUGAAUGCCGUUCGUCAAAUAGAUUAAAAUCGACCUUUGUUUAAAAAAAAACAAAAAACACAAUAAUAUUUGUCCAUAAUGUGCGGGGGCAUGGGCAGUGCAAGGCAACUUCUCCACCUCUUUUUAAAAAUCGGAAACCGCUUUAUUUAUAAGGAUAAUACUAAUUGUGUGUGUGUAGUGUAUCUUUGUUGUAAAAAGUUAGGUGAACGUGUCUAACUCGUAGAUCAGCAGAGACUUUCUUUAACAAUGAGGUUGGUUUUUUUUAUUUUUUGCAACCUCAUUGUUAAGAAAGUCUCUGCUGGAGGGGCGGAGCCUGCGCUCGAACGGAAUGGCCGCGUGAGUGGAGAGCUCCCGAGCCGACGGCUAAAUACAGCGGCACAAACAGCAUCCUACCGGCACAAACACUUCCCAGAGUGAGGUAUUGCCACAAUGUCACAGAGGGGAGCAAGGAGGGUGACCGACGCCAAAGAAAAGCACUCGUUUUUCGCCGCGAAAACGGCAAGCCACAAGUCACAGGCUCAGACGGGACAAGAUGGCGACGGCAGUGGGGAUGAACAGGAAAUUCCCAAGCCACAUUCCCCACAACAGCCUGCACCCAGCACCAUGCAAAUACACGGUGAGCUGUUCCAGACAAUGUUAGAUGACAUGGCUGCAAAAAUACAAACAACAGUCCAUGCAGCAAUAGCGGACCUAAAGAAAGAUAUUGCCGACAUAGGAAACCGUACAGCCCACAUGGAAAGCAAGAUGGCGGAAUAUGCCGCAGCACACAACAGCAUGGCAGAAAAAAUUGAGGAGCUGGAGGCAAAGCUUGAGAAGCAAGAAGUAAAAAACAUGGACCUUGAGGACAGAUCCAGGCGCCAAAAUCUCCGGGUGAGAGGUAUACCUGAAGACGUACAGGCUGCAGACCUCAUGACAUACCUCACAGACCUGUUCCAUAUUUUAGCUCCUGACCUCCCAAUUGACAUGCUACUCAUGGAUAGGGCGCACAGGGUGGCAAAGCCACAACAUCUGCCAGCCUCAAUACCGAGGGACGUGAUGCUCAGACUACACUACUAUCACGUAAAAGAAUCCCUCCUGCGCUCCAAGAUACCUCUACAAGAUCUCCCGGACAGAUAUAAAGAGGUCCAGAUAUACGCAGACCUUUCGGCCGAAACACUUAGACGCAGGAAAACUUUCAAGGACGUCACAGCUGAACUAAGGAACAGAAAAAUCCCGUACCGCUGGGGAUUCCCAAUCAAGCUAUUGAUCCUACGAGACGGCAAGACCCAAAUUGCCUCAACCGCAGAAGAAGGAACCCGACUGCUGCGCUCUUGGGGCAUCACUCUAGCUACAAACAGGGACAAACCAAACAAACGACCGACAUUGCACCAAGAGUGGCAGACGGUGAAACACCCCAAAACGCCGAAACACACAGCAACACAGUGACGGAAGCCAAGGGAUGACGGAUGACAUCCAUGCGGACAGUAUCAACGCAAAAUACACCAUGGACACGGCUAAUCUUUUUCAGGGACUUUGGGACAUUGUUCACCGUCGACCAAGGGAAACACGACGGGAGAGGGUAAUAUACUCGCUACAACUGUUUUUGUGCUAACAUUACGGUUCACUAUUUCAUAAAUAUAGGGAACAAGGGGAGGGGGACUGGGGAGGGGGGAGAGGAACUGUGAGGGAAGGGGUAACAAGAGGGGAAAGUUAACCACCAUGGGGCAGGGACCCCGUCUGGACAGCAGGAUACGACCCACGUGAGAGGGUCUCCGACCCUGUAGCCCCCCCCUGAAAACAUACCCACUAACUACCCCACCUACCUAACAUAGCCAAAAUAAGAAGCGGGACCAAGGGCUCAAGCGGGGAGACAUGGAGGGUGGCGGGGCGAUGCCCCAGGAGCAGCACCAGGUCAGGGUCAGAAGACAAUAGGGCCAUAAAACCAAGCGAGGGCAGGAGCCCCACAGACAGUAUAGACUAAUGGACCCUAAAAAUGUUACCUAAACCACGCGCACCAUCCUUCCCACAUAGCGAGCCAACAGUUGGGAAACCAUGCAGGGGCCACUGCUACUCCCGCCCCCUAGGGGACGUGAGGCAAGCAAAGUAUAGAGAUACCAGUAACAUGGACUAAAAGAGGGAAACGGAGGAGCAAGCGGUUGCCUCUCUGCCAAACCAACAUCCCACCCCAACGCCCGCAGCCCCCCCUAGAUAAGUGAUAAUUCCAAACCUCCACGUUAAAAACCCACAUGCCCAUCUCCAAAUCAAGAACACAAGAUUGAUGGCAAGAUCCCUCUGCUCCUACCAACACUCCCUGUGAGUCAGACAACCCUCAAAACACAUCCCCAAGGUAGCCCAGAUUAGAGCCGCUGGCCUGGGGCAGCGACCACUGGCUCGGCCAGGAGGCCAGAACAGACUUCCCAACCCCCCAGAUAGGGAGAGCUAGUAGGAGGAACUAGCGGGAUAAACUGCGCCCUGAUGGACGACCAGGGCACAAGAGCCAGAUCUAAAAAAUUGUUAUGUUUAUGUUAUUGUAAAUAUGUUAAAUGUCUUCGAUUCACCUAUGCUCAAAGACAAAUCACAUCAUCUAUGUCUGUAUGCAAUUCACACAAAGGCAGGGUUAACAUUCCACUAGUACACUAUAUCCGCCUCAUAGAACCGAUCAAGGGUCACCCACCACACCUACGUAUAACGAAAACCACCCCCGGCUACUCUUCUCAGAACAAGAGCGGCGAUCCACCGCUAGCCAACACACGAGACAGUGAAGACCGAAACAGCACAUCCAAUUCCCACACACAUUCAAUCUAAAACUAUACUCCCACAAUGUACAGGGAUUAAAUAUCCCACAAAAGCGUCACACUCUGAGCAGGGAACUUAAAAAAAACCAAGCCGACAUAGUAUUUCUCCAGGAAACACAUUUUAGAACCGAUGCUCACCCCCACAUAAGUCCUAACAUGUACCCCCACCAAGCACAUUCCACCACUCCGAGUAAAUCUCGAGGCGUGUCAAUUCUCUUCAGCAAAGACCUCACGAUCAUAUCACACAACCAAUUAAUAGACCAGGGGGGGAGAUGCAUCAUAUGGCACUGCACCAUCAACGAAACAGAAUACACACUAGCGAAUAUAUAUGCACCAAACACCAACCAAAGAAAUUUUUUGCACGCAGUCCUCUCUAAAAUUGAAAAAAUAAGGAAAGGCACUCUAGUCAUAAGCGGGGAUAUAAACCAUGUGUUAGACCCCACAUUAGACUCAACUAGACCGCCCACGUCGCCUCACUACAAAACCAUGAAAAAACAAAGCAAAAGCCUUAGGAAUUUGCUAGCCACAUAUGGCCUGAGAGACGUGUGGAGAUCCCUCCACCCCUCGGAAAAAGCCUACACGCACCACUCCAAAGUACACAAUACAUACUCUAGAAUUGACGGGUGCUUCAUGCACGAAUCCACAAUGACCAACAUCUUAGACUGCGAAAUUUUGACCGCCGACUGGUCAGAUCAUGCACCAGUGACAUUAUCAUUGUCGAGCUCCUAUGACUACAAACAUAGAAACCCAUGGCGUCUUAAUGACUAUCUAAUUAGAGAUCCACAAUUCUGCAAAACCCUAGAAAAAGAACUGCAUAACUACUUUACCACUAACGCCUCAAACGACCUGAACCCCCACAUGAUCUGGCUUGCACAUAAAACUGUGCUUAGGGGCACAUUAAUAAGUAGAGCCACAUAUCUAAAGAAACGAUCAGAAAAAGAAAUUAAGCAAUGUGAACAAACACUAGCAGUGCUUCACAAAGAUAAUCAAAAGCAACCGUCAGCAGUGCACAAAACGCAAAUCAUUACACUCCAAAACAAACUCAAUGAGAUUAGACUCCACAAAUUCGGCCUCAUGCUGAAGCGCCUAAACACUCGCACAUACGUCCAAGGCAACAGAGCCAGUAAACUUGUAGCACAACACUUAAGAGAGAGACAGCAACAAACACGGAUAGCACAUAUCUUAAAUAAAAAGGGCCAAAAAAUCCACCUCCCCUCAGGCAUUUGUAAAGAAUUUGCCCACUAUUACAGCCAAUUAUAUAAUCUCUCUAAGGAUCAGACCACGCCGCAACCCACGGAGGCUGGCAUACAAGCCUACUUAUCAAACAUCCCGCUACCAACCCUAUCCACAACCCAGCAACAACUUCUGGAAGCUCCCAUUACAGAAAACGAAAUCAUAGAAUGCAUAACAUCCAUGCCCCCAGGAAAAGCACCAGGGCCGGAUGGCUUUACGAACGAGUACUAUAAGGAAUUCGCUCCACUUCUGGCCCCACAUCUCAACAGGGCUUUCAACCAUGCUCUUCAGACAGGAAACUUCCCAGCGGAGUUCCUAGCAGCUAGAAUAAUUACCCUACCGAAACCAGGUAAACCCCCGACACACUGCCAAAAUUUCCGCCCCAUAUCAUUACUAAAUUCAGACACCAAACUGUACGCAAAAAUUUUAGCUAACCGACUCAAAAACAUCCUCCCUGACCUUAUCUCAAAUGACCAAGUGGGCUUUGUUCACGGAAGGCAAGGCUCAGACAAUACACGAAAGGUAAUAGAUAUAAUACAGUCGAUACACAUGGACCGGACCCAAGGUCUCAUAAUCUCCCUAGACGCAGAAAAAGCAUUCGACAGACUGAAUUGGCAAUUCCUAGAGGCUACUCUGAAAAAAUUUGACUUUCCCCCCACUUAUCUGACAGCAAUCAAAGCCCUAUACAGCUCUCCGAACGCCGCGGUAACAUCCUCAGGUUCCCGAUCAGAUCCAUUCAACAUCACAAAUGGGACUAGACAGGGUUGUCCCCUGUCACCACUUCUUUAUGUGUUAGCCCUGGAACCCCUCGCGGAAGCCAUUAGACGUAACCCAAACAUACACGGCAUAAAUAUAGGAGAAAGAGAGUACAAACUCAACCUAUUCGCAGACGAUGUCCUUUUAACGCUAUCCCAACCAUUGAUCUCCCUCCCAAAUCUCCAAAAGGAACUGCAAUCCUAUAGCGCACACUCAUACUACAAGCUAAACACCACUAAAACCCAAGCAAUGGGAAUAGGCAUAGAAGACAACAUAAUGUCCAGACUCAAAACGGCAUUUCAUUAUGACUGGAGAGAAGACCACCUCAUAUUUUUGGGAAUCAAAAUCACAAAAACAUAUAACUCACUUUUCACAAUGAAUUACCAAAAACUCUACACAGAAAUUGUAAAUACAUUAAAGUCCUGGGAAGGCAAAUACCUAUCUUGGGUGGGUAGAUGCGCGGCUAUCAAAAUGAUGAUCCUGCCAAAAAUUCUUUAUCUAUUCCGAACAUUACAAAUACCAGUCCCCGCCAAAUAUUUCAAAAACCUCCAGACGACCCUUUUGAGAUUUGGAUGGCAAAACAAAAAACCCAGGGUAGCAUGGCGACUCCUGUCACGGUCAAUAAAAGAGGGAGGACUUGGAUUCCCGGACGUAAGAGAAUAUCACAGAGCCACGCAACUGGCAAAUGUGCUACGGUGCCACUCUAGAGAACAACCCCCACAAUGGCUGGAAAUAGAAUCCAGCAGAUUAGAAGGGAGGCAAAUAGCACACCUCAUAUGGGCCCCAAGGGAAAUACGACCCCGCACCCCUCAGAUAUUGCCGACAACCAAACUCAUGCUAUCUAUAUGGGACAAAAACAAGCACAGGGUCUGCUCGAGACAUAAGUGGUCCCCCGCAACCCCCUUAAAAACGCUGCACACCCUAGACCCCUCUUUCAACUAUAAAAUUUGGGCUGAACACGACCUAACCUACCUUCACCAAAUGACUCAAGGCGGCUCCCUGAGGAGCUUCAAAGAAUUACAAACACACCAUAAUAUACCAAACAGGGCCCUAUUCUCAUAUAUACAACUUCAACACAAGUUACGGACUGCACAUACACCCACUCAACCAGUGACUGGUGAACCAAAACUAACUCACUUUGAAACUAAAUGCCUCGAAAGGAAAAAGCAAGACAAAACUAUAUCACUAUGCUAUAACAUACUCAAUGGGGGGCCUCAAACGCACCUCUGGGGAUUUCAAAAAGAAUGGCAUACAGAUAUUGGGAGGGAACUAACAACCCAGGAAUGGGGUAGAAUCUUUGUAGCACACAAAAGCGCGACAAGAUGCGCCUCUCACCUAGAAAUAGCCAGAAAACUACUGUAUAGGUGGCACCUCACCCCUAGCAAAUUAAAUAAAAUGUACAACAACUCCGAAGCCAAGUGCUGGAGAUGCCUAAAAGCGAAAGGGGACACAUUACAUAUCUGGUGGACUUGUCCACUCAUACGUCCAGUAUGGGAAGCAGUAGAAGAAAUAGUUACAAACAGCAUAGGGGUAUCGAUCCAACCCAACAUAGAACUAUACCUAUUACACCUAUCACCACAAAAUAUCACGAAACCCGCUCGAAAACUAGUCUACCUUAUCACGAUAGCGGCAAAGACAUUAAUAGCAAGACAAUGGAAAUCGUCAGUGAUUCCCACAAAAACAGAAAUAAUAGCCCUAACAUCCACCAACGUCUCAUAUGAAAAACAUGCGGGGUCACUAGGGCAAGAGGACCGCACAACCACAGAGGCUUACAAUAUGUGGCUCAAUUACGAACAAGCAACCCACAUAACACGCAGACACGCAACACAUGACCCUCCGUAACAAAUUAAACAAAUAAAAGGUACAGACAAGGAAUCAAACUCAAGAAUGUAUACAUUUAGCAAUGCGGAGAAAUAGACACUGACGGGAAUGGUACCAGACCCAAAUGACAUGCCCAGACCAAACCCAACGCAACAGAGCUUCAGUCAUACAGAAAAACUUGUAUAGGUGGAACAAGUUCCAUGUAUAUAGUUCAUAUUAACGUUUAUAUUGUUUAUAUUGUAUUUCAUGUAAUCUACGUACUUCCACAACUGACACGGCACCCCCAGUACCACUCAGGGACUGGAAUAGGAUGAUAGCACAAUGCAGACAAGCGUGAUAUGUACCACCAUGGGUAUACAAAUUUGUCGCGAAAACCGCACACAUAUCAAUAGAAUGUACUGUGAAGCCUUGUCAACUGAAGUUACGUAAUCCCCCACCCCUCCCUUAUUCAUUUCUGUACCCCGCACACCUAUCACCUUGUUUAUGAAUAAGCAUCACAAAGGUAAAAUGGUUAACUAUAUAGAAAGAGAGAGGAGGAGGAGAGGAAAAAAAAAAAAAGCCACUUUUGCCAACACAGGGAACAGAACAAAGAACUGGCCUGUUGUGACAAAGUGGGCAAAUUCGAAUAUAGUUACGUUUUCGUUAGAAAUUAUGAACAGGAUGGCAAACGUAACCGAAAAGUAGGAAAUGUGCAAAUGUGUUUCAUCCCCCCACCCCUUUUUCCUUCUGUACCCCAAGCUUGAACUUGAACCUGAAAAAUAAAAAUUGUCAAAUUGAAAAAAGAAAGUCUCUGCUGUAUGUGGGACUUGGAGUGGUGGUGAAAGGGUUAAAAUUCACAAUUUAUCUGCAUUAGACCAGAAAUAAUGAUAAACAUUUGUUGUAACACCACCCACACGUAAUUAUAUGCAUAUAAAUGUUAAUAUUUUAGAACACCACCACGACCAUAAAUGGAGUGCCUUUUAUCCCCCAAGCAAAUUACACUAAAAACCCCACAAAAUGUGAUCCGAUACAAUAUCUACGUGACUUCAAAUGACUAAUAAAUUGUUCUAAUGUGGUAUUGUGAGUCUUUACUAGACAAAGGCAGAACUUUUAAUAAAGGAAUAUUAAUUAUGAACAAAACAGUCACCGCGCAUAUAAGAACCAAUGACAAAUUAUUUACACCAGCUACAAGUUAAAAAAAAAAAAAAAAAAGGCAAAAUUAACAUAACUUCGUACUCUUUUUGUAGGCUUUGCUUUCCCCGUUCUGAAUAUGCACAAACGGGGGCAUGAUUAUUAAUCUGAGUUAUUAGUAAUGUUUAUUUUAGAUCUCACACUGGAAGACCAUCGUCUCCUGACCGCUAAUGGUCACUUAGUAUAUGAAAAGAAUCCACUGUUUUGUGAGCGGAUAGAGAAACAUGGUAGAUUAUCCAGUUAGUUUACAUUGAAGCUAAACUUGGAGGCAACUCAUGUGUAACAUUUCAUUACUGGCAGAGGAGCUCUUGUUGGAGUCACGGAUUUAAAAAAAAAAAAAUGGAAUUCAUGUUCUAAACCUGACAUCGAUCACAUUCCUAUACAAUCAAAUAAACCACUCUAAUGCUGAAAUUGGCCAUAUCCCUUCUACUAGGUAGCCCAAUAAUGUAUGCACUACACAAAUCCAGGUAAAUGGCAAUAUUCUAUAGUGUAACAAUUUAAUUAUGUACACUUGAUGUGUUUGUGGGUUUAUUUUUAAAGUCAAGUUCUCAAGCAUAACUUCAGUAACCAAUAAACUCUAAAAUUCUAGAAAAUGCCUUGAAAGACUUUGUUAGGGAGAUUGGUUUAACCCCUUAAGGACACAUGACAUGUCAUGAUUCCCUUUUAUUCCAGAAGUGUGGUCCUUAAGGGGUUAACAUGCAAAUCAGUGCUUGCUAAACCAGUCAUUCAGAGAUCUGAAAAUGUGGCUGGCUUGUUGAGCACCAUAUGGGUAAGCUAACAGAUGUGCAACAUGCAUGGUAAAACAAUUGGCAAAGAAGUUAAUUUCAAAUUUGAUCACUUGUCUUGAAAUCAAAAGUCGACAGUUAAAUUUGCAGAUGAGACCGGUUUUGAGUACCGAAUCUGCCCAAAACAUCUACACAAUAAUCGUGAUAGACCUAAACCAGUAAUCUUCAGAUUAUCCAACUUUCUUAAGAAGGAAGCCAUUCUAAAGGCUUCUAGAAGCACCACAACCCUAAACCACCAGGACUCUAAAGUCUUAAUCGUCCAGGACUACUUAACUGCUUUAACCAACAAACACCAUUUGCAAUAAGGCUCUUGGAGAAGAAAAUCAAAUUCAUGAUACUCUUCCCUGCUCUUCUUAAGAAGACUUUCGAAUACUAUACCUACCUGCUUGAAUACCCACAAGCAGCUAAGGCCAAAAUCCGAGAACUUGAUCUCCCCUUAAAUUUAGGCCCAACCCUGAACGGCCUUUUGUAGACAGUUGAAAUUUGCAGGUUUGUUUUGUUUUGUUUUGUUUUUUCUUCAUACAAUUCUGCUUUCUAGGUUUUGUCGGGUGCCACAAACGUUAAAUUAUUAGGACCCGUAGCAUUGGUCCUUUUCGGAUUAAAUGAUUAUUCUUUGUUAAGGUGUGUGGUUGUUUUUGUUUUUAUUAUAGUUUCUUUUUUAUAUUGCUAUAUAGGACUAGUUUAUUUUCUUGGGCUGCCCUUCUUCCUCAUGGCUCUUCUAUGAAAUAUAGGAAGGAUCCCUCCCAGCAGCUGAGAUAGGGUGGGACUUCCUUUCUCUAAAUAUCUUCAACCACAUUACCCCAUUACCUUUUGUAUUGACCCUAGAUAGCCAUCAGUCCAACACACCAACACGCUUCCAAUUAACAAACCCUUGUUUCUUGGAACAUAGGCCGGGAUACACCCGUUUUAAAUGGAAAAUAAUUCUUAAUUAGUGAUGUCCCGAACUGUUCGCCGAACGGUUCGCCGCAGACUCAUCAUUGAGUAAACUUUGACCCUGUACCUCAGUCAGCAGACACAUUCCAGCCAAUUAGCAGCAGACCCUCCCUCCCAGCUCCUGGUGGACAGCUCACUAAGAAUGCAGCUUCACAAUGGAUGCUGUCCAGGAGGUGGGAGGGUCUGGGAGGGAGGGUCUGCUGCUGAUUGGCUGGAAUGUGUCUGCUGACUGUGAGGUACAGGGUCAAAGUUUACUCAAUGAUGAGUCCGCGGCGAACAGUUAGCGAACCGUUCGGGACAUCACUAUUCUUAAUACAUUGUACACCCUAGACUUUUCUGUUUUCCUCUAAGACAUACGUCCGACACCCGUCAACACCCGUGUAUUGGCCACUGUGUUACAGCCUCUUACCAGUCCAACUCUCAUGGAGUAGCUAUUCCCAAACCUGCAUCCAUUCACUGACCCUGUGGGCCAAUAUUUCAUCUUGAUAGUACUCAUUAGGGAAACCAACUACACCGUGGUAAAUGUUUCUGCUCUGAAUGUCUCAAAUGCUCCAUUUUAUAGUAAAUUGAUGGAAACUUUACUGAUUCUAUCAGCAGAAAACACAUUCUUCUGUAAUGACCACAAAGAGGUCUUGGGCAAUGCAGUGGACCAGUGUGACUCCUCUAUCACAUGUAGCUGUCCACACACACUUGCUAUAUCUGCUGACUUAACACGUCUAUUUAACAGACGUGUGACAAUUACGGAAUCCUUGCGUUAACCGUUCACACAUCUCUCACUCACAACACUGCUAUACAGUUGGAUUACUUUCUCCUACCCCCUCAUUGGUAAACCACACAACACCUACAUUCCUAUCUACUGCCAGAAAGUCUAAAUUGCAUAACGCAUUCUGCUCCAACCAUAGGACUAAUGAAAGCAAUACUUUCCGUUUCAUGCAUAUUUUAAAUGGACUGGAUCAACUUCAUAUCACAAAAAUUAAAAGGCAAAAAUGUUCCUUCAAACCUAUAAAAAUAUUCUUAUUAUUUAUAAUGCAAUAACAAAUUGUGCAGCAUUGUAAAAUACGUGUAAAAUAAGUGUCGCGAUCCUCAUUUUCAUGCAGUGCACCGCAAUUUUGGAAUAAUCUUAUGGACGCAAUCAAAUCUUCAUCCAAUCGAAAAUCCUAUAAAAGAUCAUUGUCAACAUAUUUUAAUUCAGACUGCAGCUCUAAUCAUAAUUUAUUAUAUUUUCUUACCUGUUCUGUUUUAAAUUUGUGCAUUUUAUUACAAUAUUAUUUUGUAACAAUGGAAAGUUUGGACCCAGGACAUACUUGAAAAGGAGAGAAAUCUCAAUGUAUACACCAUCCUGGUAAAAUAUUGUGUGUAUGUGUAUAUAUGUGUGUGUAUACAUAUAUAUCUAUAUCUCAUUCCACUUUUUUUUUUCUUUUUGUAUAAAUUUGUGUUUUUGUUUUUUUUCCCCUUCUAUGAACUUUAAAAAAAUUAUAAUACAUUAUUUUUAGGAAUGGGAAGCGCAGAAGAACUUCAAUUAACGACCACAAUCACCAACGUAGAUGGACCGACAGAGGUUUAUCGAUUGGCAGGCAAAGAGUCACAAGAAUAACUCUUUACUUGAAUGGGACAAAAAGUAGACAUUUUAACAGACUAUGUAUCAAUGAAAAAUUAUAUAUGUAAAAUAUAAUUUUGAGUUCCCACUAAAAAUGUUACAUAAAAUAGCCUUAUUUACAAUGUAUUUAUAGAUUGAUUUUUCUCAGUUAGGAUUAUCAUUGAAUUAAUUUGUAUUGUAGCUUUUUAUAUAUACAAUUUGGUGAACAAGGUGUAUUAAUGUUUUUUGUUAUUUCUAUAUAUUUUUCACACUAAUGGUUCAAAUACACAUUUCUGUUCAUGUACAGUGUUAUUUCUAGAAUACGUUUUAAGUGACCUGUUUCCACUUGUAAAAGCAAUAUCCAAUAAGCAAUAAAGAUUUUUUUUUUUAUUUUA
Messenger RNA from Pelobates cultripes (western spadefoot toad), 38938 nucleotides. NCBI's taxonomy places the organism in Eukaryota, Metazoa, Chordata, Amphibia, Anura, Pelobatidae. The record is from the annotation of a GenBank genome assembly.